UCUCCCUGUCACGUCACAGCGGUGUGACUCGUGCAGCGCGUGCAGCAGGAGCUGUGUGUGUGUUGUUGGAUUAGAUGGUCUCAGCGCGCGGAGGGGAAGCGUCUCUUUGUCGUCCUGUCAUUCGCUGCUGCCUCUCUCCGCGCGCGCAGCUCCUCCGGUGCUCGGUGGACGAGCCUCUCUCUCUCUCUCUCGCGCUCUCUCUCCGUUGUACGGUCGGUGUUCCCUCGCCGUCUUCUUCGUCUCCGUCUCUCCCUCGGUGCUCGGUGCCCGACGCUCUGGAUCUCUUUACCGGUAACAAAGCCUGAUCCCGGCUCCUGCUCCCGGCUUCCUCUCCCCGCACACAGCGGCUCUCCGGUCCGGCGGCUCCGGGUUGCAUGGUGGAGCUUCGGCGGCUUCAGCGGCUCAACAAAUGCAGAAAAGGGAGAAAAGUUUCGGUAUACAAAUGCUGUCCGUCCAGCCGGACACCAAGCCUAAAGGCUGUGCCGGCUGUAACCGGAAGAUCAAGGACCGCUACCUGCUGAAGGCACUCGAUAAGUACUGGCACGAGGACUGUCUGAAGUGUGCCUGCUGUGACUGCAGACUGGGAGAGGUGGGCUCCACGCUGUACACCAAGGCCAACCUCAUCCUGUGCAGGAGGGACUACCUACGGUUGUUUGGAGUAACAGGAAACUGUGCGGCGUGCAGUAAACUCAUCCCGGCCUUUGAGAUGGUCAUGAGGGCCAAAGAGAACGUGUACCACCUGGACUGCUUCGCAUGUCAGCUGUGCAAUCAAAGGUUUUGUGUGGGAGACAAGUUUUUCCUGAAGAACAACAUGAUCCUGUGUCAGACGGACUACGAGGAGGGGCUGAUGAAGGAGGGAUACGCCCCCAGGUCCGCUGACCCAGCCCCCACCCCCCCCCCCCCCCACCCCCCUCCCCCGUGGACCUGCAACAAGGAGGGAGGAGGAGGAGAAACUGAAGGAGAGCUUGUAAUCAAACUUAAAGCACUAUGGCCUCCCCUCCUGCCUCUGCCCCCCAACAUGUAAAUAUCCUCCCUGAUGAGGGGGGGGGGGCGCACUCUGCACAGAAUAGCCAUAGACACUCUGUGAGGGGGGGGGGCACUCUAAAAAGCGGGAACAGGAUGAAGAUAAAAACUGUACAUUUUUUUAACCCCCCACCUCUAAAAAAGAAGCCAAACCUCCGCUGUGAAGGACUGACAGAGACCCCCCCCUCCCUCUCCCGACAGCCGCAAGAUUUAGCGUCUACUUGAAACACACAGAGGGAUCAUUAGCCUGAGAAGAAGAACUUUGUAUUAUCUGAUGUCAUAAACACACUGAGGGUCUGAUUCACUCACAAAAUCGCAGUCUCUAAUAACUCCAUAACUUAUUCAUCAUGGUCUCUGAGUCUAACUCUCAAAGCAUAUAGCUCUGAUGAUCUUCAGACACAAACACAGUUAGCUCUUUAGUGUGUGACGGUGCAGAGAAGCUAUCUGCAGCUUUAGAGGAUACACCCUAAACAUGAGAUGACUUUCACCGUUUCAAACAAAGCUUCCUCUCCUCGUCCGUGAGUACAACUCGUUUUACAAUGAGGCUGAUUUACAGAGAAAGAGACGAUUGUUCCUCUAUUGACUGAAUAAUGGAUCAUUUAAACACAAACAGCAGAGACACUCAGAGCUGCAGUUUGCUCUGCAGAGCAGUUAGAGGAACAUUGAACCCUUUGCGUGUCUUUUUGACUCUUUGCAGGUUUAGAGGGAUGAAAAGCUUCACAAUCCUUCUGUGAAUCAGACCCUGAGUGUAACGUGAAGAGCCGAGCCUUUAUGUGAUGAAUUAAUCAAAUUUCAUCGUGACUGAUCAAACUCCUGCAACGUGUGACGACUUGAAUCUUUAAUAUGUUGUUAGGAGUCGGUCAGUCCUGAGGGCAUGAACAGCUCAGGUUCAGACAGACAGGAGAUCAUUCUGUACACUGACUCUGGAUUCUUGCAACCCUUCUCUGGUCAAACAGCAUUGUGAGUAACACUGGUGGAGGCAGGUAGUCAUACUGGUCCUACUGGUCCUACAGGUUGUACUGGUCCUACCAGUCGUACUAGUCGUACUGAUCAUCUGGUGGGGGUUGUAAUCUUUUUAUACACUAUUUAUUUGAUCAUUAUUCAUCACAUGUCCAGAUUUCUGUUUGGCUGGCUGAUACUUGAAUCCAUUGUUUGGUUUGUGUUGAAGACGACAGCUUGAGGUUCAGUGAGCUGCACUCUGCAGCGGGUCAGCCAUCUUUAAAAAAUAAAAUAAAAAUCUUGAGCUGGGUUUCCCCUGAACAUUCCUGGGAAACAAACCUAACCUUAUGAGUAAACUCUCAGAGUCAGACCCUGAAGGAAGUUCCUGAAGUGGAAACACAUCUUUAGUCCCCUGUAGGACCCGUCAGCCUCCACAGGUCUCUGCUGCAGAGUCACAGUCACACCAAACUUCAGUAUUCUAUCAGUAUUAGAAAUCUACGAUCACUGACAAUGAAGAGCACAAUGCAACGCUCUGAAGUGUUCCAUCAUGAGACCCACAAACAAAACCAACUCCACAAUCAACAAUGGACGUCUGCUGCAAAUAGAACAAAAGUACAAACUAAAACAUUGUUUCUUUACAAUCAUUCUGAAAAUACACGAUCACAUCAACAAAUAAAGAAAACAAAGCAACAGAAACAUGGUGUGUAUCAAGGCUCCGUUCUGGAGUUGGAGUGUUUCUGCAUGUGGAGAAUAUAAAAGUCACCUGGUUUUUGCAGCGUGCUUGCUCUUAUUGUUCACAAUAAAAAUCCCUCUGUGUGAUUCAAACACACUGAACGUGUCUCAGCUGCAGAAUCACAGAAACAGUUGUAAAUUCUGUGUGUACAUAAAAAGAAGGAUUCCUUUUGCUUGCUCUUGUACAACGAUUUCUUUCUCAGAGUCAUCCAGCAUGAGAUGUUUCCUUGGAGGACCUCACCUGUAAAUAAUGUAAUUGUAAUAAUUUUAAGCACAAAUGUAAUACAGUUUUAUUGUGUA
Molecule: messenger RNA, 2994 nt
Organism: Labrus bergylta (ballan wrasse)
Lineage: Eukaryota; Metazoa; Chordata; Actinopteri; Labriformes; Labridae
Gene: lmo3
Product: LIM domain only 3
Biological process (GO): positive regulation of transcription by RNA polymerase II
Cellular component (GO): nucleus
Molecular function (GO): transcription coactivator activity; DNA-binding transcription factor binding
Source: RefSeq, a predicted model, not a curated record